ACUCAUUGACGUAAAGCCAUGCUAUCACAGUCUCAUAACGCAACACCAUGAAAAGAUCCUGUCUGUUAGUCUUAGUAGCAGGUCUGCAGGUGAUAUCUUCACAAACACCCACAGAUGACGAUGAUGAUUUGAAAGGACCAUUUUCUGCAAACAAUCCACGGCAAGGACCAUUCAUAGAGCCGUAUCAAGAGAGGAUACCGAGGCACUGCUGGGGACCACCGCCUGAUGUGAGCCCGUACGAGUGCUGUCCCAUACCACAAGUUUUUACUGAUGAAGAAAUGAUAGCAUGUGGCAUAGAAAAACCUGAUCGAGAAAACCCGCCACCUCCAAAAGAACAGAUUGCAGAUUGCUCACAUGGCAAGUGUCUGAUGAAAAACAAGGGUCUUCUAACUGAUACAGAGGAAAUAGACUACGCUAAAACUAAAACGUUUAUUGAAGAAUGGGCUAAAGCGAACCCGGAUUAUGAAGACGCCAUCAAGAUCGGGAUAGAGAAGUGUGUUGUGGAAGGAGGACCACAGGUCAAGCAUAGCAAGUGUGAGGCGGACAAAAUUUUCUUCUGUAUGACUUCUACUAUAUUAUGGAACUGCAAACUCAGGCAAGACCUCCAGCAAUGCACGGUCUUACAAGAGCACAUGGAUGAAUGCAGACCCUACUAUAUGCAGCCACAAGAUCAACAACAGUGAUGGAGAUAUUUUUUUACUUUAUUAAAGUGAAAACAUAAAAUAUUUUACAAAGUUAUACAAGAA
This is a messenger RNA of Trichoplusia ni (cabbage looper), 746 nucleotides long. RefSeq lists its product as uncharacterized. The transcript is spliced from 5 exons. The coding region runs from base 48 to 683 and encodes 211 amino acids. The record is from RefSeq and is a predicted model, not a curated record. NCBI's taxonomy places the organism in Eukaryota, Metazoa, Arthropoda, Insecta, Lepidoptera, Noctuidae.